Pocillopora damicornis (cauliflower coral) is the source of this 976-nucleotide messenger RNA. RefSeq lists its product as uncharacterized. NCBI's taxonomy places the organism in Eukaryota, Metazoa, Cnidaria, Anthozoa, Scleractinia, Pocilloporidae. The record is from RefSeq and is a predicted model, not a curated record. Gene Ontology annotation, molecular function: calcium ion binding.
GCGGUUGCAGUUUGACAGCUUGGUCGCAGAAGUGCCAAGCAGUUUGCGGCUGGUAAGGCGUUAGGUCUUGAGAAGGAUGAAAAUGAAGUCGUUCAUUUUGAUGGGCCUCCUUAGCCUCCUGAUAACCACACAUGCUGCUGUCGGUGACGAAGAGGUUGCAGAGGAACCAAUGCUAGAGCCAAAACUGUCACAAGAGUCGGAACGCGAGUCAAACGCCAACGACGCGCCAUCGGAAGAGGUCAACUCGGAACCUCCAACGGAUUCAGCAGAAAACUCUUCCGAAGAUGACAAAAAAUAUGCUCUGGGGUCAUUAUGUAACUAUUGUACCUAUUGCAAGUUUUGUGAAUUAUGUGACAAGGAUUGUCCCUGUGAGAAAAGUAAGAAAAAGCCAAACUGUCACUUGUGCAAGUAUUGCAAAUAUUGUAGCCUUUGCAGUGUUUGUGACACAGUUUGCACUCCAGGGGGAGUUAUUGACGUUGUGAGUUCAGCUAUUUACAGCUCUCUUCCAUCUUUUGACAAAGAAACAAAAGAAAAAGUCGACGAUGACAUCAAAUCAGCCAGGAAAUGGAUCAAGGAAUACCUCUGAUGAUUUCUUUAAAGAUACACAGGAUUGCAAAAAUGUUGACACUUCAAAAAGUGUCUGCAGUGAAUGAUGAGACCUUGCAGCUCUCUGCCUACAUAUAUAUAUAUAUAUAUAUAUAUAUGAUAACACCAUUAGCAGGUAGUGAAUGAUGGAAACAAUCCACACUUUCCUCAAUGAAAAGGACUAUCACAUAAAAGGUUUUUCAUGAAUAGUGAAAAAAAUUUCUCACAAAUUAGUUGGGUCUCAUUACAUGGAUCAUGCUUUUUAGGUGUGAACAUUUUUGCAAUUAAGUGUAUACUGAUCCAAUGUACACAGUUUUUAGAAAUUUUUCUUAUUAUACAAAGGUUGCUGACCUUUUCAAAGGUCCUUUUAAUGCUGACAUGUUUGCUUUAU